Molecule: messenger RNA, 2762 nt
Organism: Drosophila innubila
Lineage: Eukaryota; Metazoa; Arthropoda; Insecta; Diptera; Drosophilidae
Exons: 2
Coding region: 147-2579 (810 amino acids)
Source: RefSeq, a predicted model, not a curated record
AUAUCGUUACCCAUCCCCAGCUUGAACGGUGCAACGGAACGUUGAUACUUAAAUGUUUACUUAAAAUUAAAAGAGUGUCUUAAAACUGUAGCUAUGUGGAUGAUGCCAGCAAACAGCAACUGUUUUAUCCAACAAUUAAAGCUAAAAUGCUGCACACGGAAUCAUUGCCCACACAUCAAGGCAUUUACACGCCGCUAAGUCAGGCAAUGACCGAUUCCGAGUCCGAUGAGGAGAUUGAGAUACACAACGCCAGCAAGCAUCGACAGCAGCAACACCAAUUGCAAUUGCAGCAGCAGCAGCAACAAUUGCAGCUACAACAGCAGCAACAACAACGUAAUCGCAGUCGCAUACCACCAAAUACAUUGGCAUUAAAGUCGCCACACACACGUUCCACAGCCACAAGGAUUGUGAAGCAGCAACAACAACAACAGCAAUCGAAAUUGAAAUCCGAACACAGCAGCAACAGCAAUAACAGCAACAGCAACAUCAAUAACAGCAACAGCAGUUACACCAACAACAUGCAGAAUACUUUUCGCUCCGUGAUGCUCAGUGAUUUGGGCAGCAACACAGCCGGCAAUGUUGGUGUGGAGUUCUCCAAUUUCAAUGGGGAAUACGAUGUGAAUGCGGAUAAUGUCGCCAUUUUGGGCCACAACCUGGAACAGACCAAAAUGUUGCCCAUGUCAACGAAGCGUCGUUGUUGCUUUAUCGCCUCCCUGUUGCUCUGUCUGUUUGCUGUGGUGGGUUUCGUUUGGUUGAUACCCUGCGGCAAUGCGGAUGGCACCGGCGCCUGUCCGGCGCCCGUGGAUCGCAUCAAGACGCACAACUGGCUGAAUAACUAUACAAGGAUUGAGCUGCGUGGCGGCGUUAAUGUGGUUGCUGGUUUGCGCGCCUGGGAGAACAAUCUGGUGUUUCUGUAUCGCGGCGAUGUGUUCUUUCCAGAGUUCCGGGUCAAUAAUCACAAGCGUAAUGGCAUCAUCUCGUUGAUUGGCAAUUCGGGCGCGGUGGCCUGGUACGAUGAGACGGUGGAUGAGCCGGUGGCCAUUGAUUGCAGCCUGCUGGAUGUGGACAACAAUGGCAAACCGGACUGUCUGGUCAUCGAUGAGUAUGGCGAACUGGGCGUCAUCAAUUCCGCCAGCGGUCAGUGGCAUUGGCGUUUCAUGGAGCACUCCACGCGCAAACUGGAUGCCUAUGAUUUUCCACUUAUACUACCCGAUCUGGAUGGUGAUAAUGUUUUAGAUAUCCUGCUCAUAUCCAGCAUAUCGCUGGAGCAGCGCACCAAGACAUUUGUGCAGCAGCAACAGUUGCCGGGAUCAGCGGCAGCAGUACAACUGGAGGCACGCAAUGUGCUGCGUCUGUUAUCAGGACGCCGUGGAGAACCUAUUGGCGAUGGCUUUCGGCUGCACGACUGCACACAGUUGUCCCGACUGCAGCUGGAAUCCAGCAAGGGUGUCAGCUCCGUCAGCUACAGCUGCUGGCGCAACAAUACGGAGCAGCAAGGCUCCAAGACGCUGGCCGAGCUCUAUGCGCUGAUUACCAACAAGUCGAUAGUGGGACAGCGACUGUUGCCCGCCUCCAAGAUUGCGCAGCAUCGUCGACACGGACAGCGCCGGGAUAUGGAGGCACAGCGUAAUGUCUACUCUCUCAGCGGACGGGAGCUGAUUGUGGAGAAUCGCGGCAAGUGUCCCGAUUGCAAUGUGACGCUGGUGUUGACGGAAACCCGUGAUGGCCGGAGGAUCACCUUGCGCAACUUCACCAAUAAUGGCAUGUAUGGCAUGGUGCCGGCACAGUGGCACUUUAAGAACACCAAGUCCAAGAUGUCCGGCUUUGUGAUGAAGUUCUGGAAGUGGCAUGGAGCAGCAAGGCAACAAGCUGUGCCGCAAGCCGCGUCGAGCAGCGGCAACAACAGCGUGGACAAAACCAGCAAUUAUACAAACAGCAGCGGCAGCAGCUCCAACUCCAAGCAUCUGAAUGCCAUCAAGGAGAAGGAGAAGGAUAAAGCCAAGGACAAGGACAAGGACAAAUCAUACUCCAAGUCAGCACAAAAGAAGCAGCAACAACAGCAACAACAGCAACAGCAACAACAACGCUUGAAACGUGAUUCAUUACUCACACAUGAGUUUCCCGCGGAGCGAGAGGAGUUUGAUCACUUGGAGCAUCUGUUGCCCAUACAGAAAAGGGAGACUUUUAAUGUGCCCGCCAAGAAUCGCAGCAAAGCGAACGCUGGACAGGCACAACUGAUGAAAAACUAUAAAAUGCAAAUGAUCACAGAGACCGUAAUCUUGGUGCUCUUUAUUGGCGCCGACACACGCAUCGAGAACACCUCGCAGAGCAACAUUGUCCAGUUCUGUCGCCAGGAUCGCAAUGAGAUGAUUUGCCAGCCGGAUUUAAUAAACCAGGAGAACUCAAUGCUUAUCGCCGAUCUCGAUAUGGAUGGUUCACAGGAGUUGGUCUCCUACAUGUCCACCUUUGUGCCAUCCGAUGAGGAUCCCGAGAACAAUUGGAAACUGGUCAGCUAUGUGCGUUUGCUGCGUCUUCAAUCCGAGUUGCCAGCCUACUACGAUCAGGAGAAGCGCAACUAGGAGGAGAUUAAGUAAGAGAGAGAGGGGAAGAACCAGGACACAGGAACGUGCAUUUAAGCGAACACCAAAAUAUGUAACACGUACUUAGUAGUAGUUAAAUUGCUCUAGUUGCAUGUAUUACAAUUAAAACAUUAACAAUUACGAUUGUAUAUUAUAAAAUAAACAUCCUUUUCUAGACUCCCA